Messenger RNA from Gloeophyllum trabeum ATCC 11539, 438 nucleotides. RefSeq lists its product as uncharacterized. Bases 1 to 438 code for a protein of 145 amino acids. The transcript is spliced from 2 exons. The record is from RefSeq and is a predicted model, not a curated record. Lineage: Eukaryota; Fungi; Basidiomycota; Agaricomycetes; Gloeophyllales; Gloeophyllaceae.
AUGACUCGCACUGCUCGCGCCAACUACCCCCGCGCGGUCUCCAAGGACCGCUCUGAGGCCAAGAACGGCAUGGACAACUCGACCAAGAAGCACGGCGCUGGCCCGCACAACUGGGGUUCGCUCGACCACGAGCUCGAGCUCGAGGCCGCUGGUAUUGCCGACGAGGAGAGAGAGCUCGAGGAGGAGGAGCUGGAGGGUCCCACUGCUCGUGCAGUGCACUCGGACCGGACAAGGCCUGCCAUCGACAGAAGCCCUAGCAGCAUGAGCGAGGAAGAGCUCGCCCAAGCUAGGGAGGUCAGGAAGAAGGCUGCCAAAGGCCAGGACGUCGACUUGGCAGCCAUUGCCCGUUCCUCGGCCGCUGUCUCCACCUCUCCUCCCAACCGGACCAUUCCCAUCUCUACCGACGCUGAUGUAGGUCGCAGUAUCUUAUGGACUUGA